Messenger RNA from Mycena citricolor, 5214 nucleotides. The record is from the annotation of a GenBank genome assembly. NCBI's taxonomy places the organism in Eukaryota, Fungi, Basidiomycota, Agaricomycetes, Agaricales, Mycenaceae.
GCAUCCGAGACUUUGACUCUACCUCCAUCAUCGCCCCGCCCUUGAAUGCCCCACACCCCGAGAGACAACGCAUUCCGCAGAUUCUUUUCGUCUGACAACUUCGGGCGGGCGCCGCCGCUGGUGACCGACUCACCUAGUCCUGAUCGAAGAGGCACUCCGGACGAGCCGGUCGACGCAGCCUCGUCUCCCGCAGCGCUUUUCCUCUCUGCGUUCUCGCCCUCCUCGUCCUCGUCCGGCAGGGGUUCCCAGGAGCAGAGCGACGUCGAGCCGGAGGGCGAAGGGUCUGUGGUCGGACAGUUUACCCUCGGCCCGAUCAUCGCACAUGGCGGCUUUUCGACCAUUCGGCGCGCGACGUCCCUCUCGAACGGCUCGACCGUCGCGGUGAAGAUCGUACCAAAGGAGGUGCAGAAGGAGUCGUCGACACGGAAGCGCAUCGCGCACGAGGAGACGAUCUGGACGAUGCUGUCACACGAGCAUAUACUCCCGCUCUUCGCUUGCGUGCAUACCCCGACGGCGGACUGCUUCGUCACGCAGCUGUGCCCCGGUGGCUCGCUGUUCGACGUGCUUCGUGCCGGGGUUCCGCCGGUGGAAGAGACGGGGAGGAUGUUCAGGCAGGUCGUCCGUGGCCUGCGCUACCUGCACAAUCAGGCAGGCAUCGUGCACCGGGAUGUCAAGCUAGAGAAUGUCUUAAUUGACGAGGCUGGAGUUUGUCGGAUCGCAGACUUUGGCAUGGCGGUGCAGCUGGACGACAGUGCUGUUGAGGAUGACGACUGGCCGGAGGGGCUGCCCGUCCCCAAAGGCGCCGGAGUCCAGCGAGCAGUUUCCUUGGCAGUUCCUCGACACGCUUCGCACCGUUUCUCCCGGCCAACAGCACCAUCGACUCCACCGACCGACUUCCAGCCGGGCUCGCUCCCUUACGCCGCUCCCGAAUUGCUCCGCUCCCCACCACUAACGACCUCGGUGUCCAUGUCGGGCAAGACGAAAGCCGAGGCGAUGGCAAAUGCGAAUAAGUCUGCAUCUGCGUUCGUGCAGGGCAAGUCGGGCUCAACUGCAUCUCCUGGUGCUUCGACAGUGACUCCACCCGCUCCAGCCCAGGAUAUCUGGGCCCUAGGCGUCAUGUUGUUUGCUCUCCUUGUGGGCCGACUUCCAUUCGUGGAUUCGUUCGAGCCCAGGCUUGUUCUCAAGAUCCUGGAUGGCAAUUACACGCCCCCACCACACGCAAGCAAGCGCACACUGAGCGUGCUUCGAGGCUGCCUGUCGAUGCGGGUGACAGAUCGAUGGGGGAUAGAGCGGAUCGACGAAGCCGCUUGGGCUGUUGGAGGCGAAGAUUCAGCGAGCGCAUCUCACGAUGGCGAUCAUAGCCACAUGCCCAGGCACCACGCUCGGGCACCAUUCCCGGCGCCGCUGCCCACGCACGAGCUCGACAGGGGCCGGGCGCAAAGUGGUGCCGCUGCCCGGAGAGCUGAGCGGUCUGCCUCGCGGGCUCCGUACGACUCGUACAGUCGCAGCAGGAGCAUGACACGCAGCCGCACGACCCAGUCUGGAAGCCGCAGCCGGAGCCGGAGCCGCAGCCCCGGUCCUCCUCGCACUCCAGUGGAUCUCGCCAGCCCCAGCUUGGUACUCCCUGCGAUGGCUGGUUUGGGCAUCGGGUUCCCUGGCAAAGGACGGGGAAGGACCCUGACUGAAGAACGGGAGCCAGAGCCCGAGCCUGAGCCGGCGGAGGCCGAGGUGGUGACGUGUGCGACUUUCCUCUCGCCCGGAGACUUCGGGGCCAGCACCAGCACCAGCACCAGUAGAAGAGCUGGCAGCACACCGCCUGUUGCUUGGCGAGAUAGCCUAUCUGGCUCUGGGAGGACUCGAAGUCUCAGCGGAACCGGAGCGGUGUAAUCAAGGACAGACGGCUGAGUCUCGCCUGAAAAAGCAGCUGAACACUUGCUCUCUCUGCUUCACCCCGUUAUGAUCCGGUAUGAUGAUCUAAUCCCCCCACCCCUGUAUGAUCACUGUUAUCUCUCAUCCUGUCUACUACUGCAACUGAUGGCCUUAUUAUGUCGUGUAUCGUGUGUAUACCUUGUACCUUUUGACGUUUCUAAUCAAUGUAUUUGACCACUCAGUCGCCGCAGUAGCUUCGGCGUUCUACGGCGACCCCCUUCCAGGCUACGACAGAGCGGGUCUGGAUCGCUUAUGAUAGCACCCUUGAAGCGGUCAUGUUACAUGCUAUUCUGAGAUCCCGUUCGCACAAAGGAGAACUCCCCAAAUGUCAAACACGACGACCGAUCUCCUUGCACAUCUCUCUCCGGUCACUGUUUACUCCUUCUCCGGGAUAUUUUAGUCUCAGCAGCCGGGGUGCUGAGAACCCGCGGACGGUUCGCAAUCAUACCGGUAUUGAGAAGCCAUCGUGUAUUUUGGGGUCGCUUCGGCGGUCUCGAAUCGUACAAAUGAUGCUGCCAUAGUGGGAGAGAAAGAGAGAGAAGCCUCAUGAUCAUCUUUGCAGUUGAGAUUGGCCGACUGGAGAGCUGGAUAUGAUGAUACACUCUUGGAAAUUGGGUUCAAAGUGUAACGGGCCGAAAUCCAGAGGGGCCCGAACGGACCUGAACUCAGCAGAGGAUGAGUGAACGACAUAGCACUAAUCCAGGAGGGUGAUAUCUGCUUUGUCAGAAAGCCGUGGGGCCUAUUAUUAUCGUAGAACCUGAGAUCGCCGUCAUGCCUCAGUGGCUAUGGAGCGGCUUCGGCCGUCACAACGCGUGGGUAAACACCCACGCGUUGUCGCGGUCUCGCCAGAUGUCAUCAGAGAACUGGGAGGGCUUGUUGGGACACCCAAUGGAAAUAGAAUUUUUUCAGUUGACUAGCGUGCUCGCUCAACGAAGAAGCUUCUGAGAGUGAGGAUUGCUGGAUUCGUGCUGUCGGCUCGUGCGACGGCCGGCGUCGUUCUAUCGGCGCAAACGUAAGAAGCUUCAGCAUGCGCUUGCGCGAAAACAUCUCAGACACACAAAGCACCUGGGGCUGGGGCGCGUUGUUGGAGAGUGUAUGCUGUGUGUGAACGACGGGGGAAGAUGUGCAGCGCGAUGCGGCGGCCGGGGAGAUUUUUAAGUCCACGUCAUAGGCGGAAAGGCAGCAGCAAUGGAGAGUCUCACCCACAGCUCUUCGCAGCAAGGUCGCUCCGGCGGUGUCGAACGAUCAGGAACCCGGAUAAACGGGGUGGCUCGCAAACUGUGCGCCUAUAGCCGGGCUGUCUGUCGUGGCAUGCGAUGCUCCAGUAUCUAGACCAUCAGUGCGCUGGCCCCUGCUGAAACCGUCGCGAGCAGCUAUUGUGGGGAUACCGGGUCAGGCUGGAUCGCCUGCAUGACGAAUAUGGAGAUAGAUCGAUGUCUGUUGGCAGCCUCCCAACAGUUGAAUCCCGAGGGCCGAUCAAUAUGAGUGGAAGGCGUUUCUGUCCACGAGUUCAGAUGGGCAUGACGGUCGCAUCCGCAUCGGACGUCGUGUGUGAUGCUGGUUCCCAACGCACAGACAUUCGUCGUCAACCCUUUUCCAGCAGUGCGAGAAAGAUGAAGCGCAGCGAUUCGGAGACUUGUCGGUCGCAUGCGUCUCGCGUUACGCGAUUGCCAUCCUCCAAUUCGGGCCCUAUUUUUGCGAGUGAGGUCCAGCAUGGACGAGGGAACGCUCGGCCCCUCCUGUGGGAGGCAUCUUCCUCAGAUCCGAUGAUUCGGGGUCCGUGUUCAGCAAGAAGAGGGCGGCUAGGUGAAAGCUCGGAGGAAUUGUUGAUUCAUUUGUGACACUGAUUGCGCGUCAUCAGUCACGCUGUCACCCCGGCUUUUUCUGGAGCAAUCGCCAUGGAUAAAGGCCGUCCCACCGUCGUUGUUCUUUCCCUUCAUCCUCGCCUGGUCCUGCACCCACUGCGCUCGCGUCUGCCCUGCCUGUUUUUCGGUCUAUGCCUUUUGUUGUCCCCGCUUCGAGCCCUAGCCCACUUGAAUCCCCGCCGGCAGAGUUCAACCCCUUCAAUGACAAUGGCGGGACAAUUCUCGCUGUCGCAGGCUCCAACUUCAGUGUCAUUGUCGGCGAUGUGAAGCGGGGAGAUGGCCUUGGUCGGCAUUCGCCCAAAGUUUUUCGUCUCACGGACAGAGCCGUCCUCGCCACCACCGGUUUCUCUGCGGACGGAAACACAUUCGUCAAGAAGGUUAUGCAGCGACUCGAGUGGUACCGACACGCGCACGCCCGGGACAUGACGCUAAGCGCCGUCGCGCAGCUGAUUCAAGGGAUGUUGUUUCAACGCCGGUUUAUCCCGUUCUACGUGUACAAUAUUCUGGGCGGCAUCGAAGAGGAUGGCACGGGUGCCGUUUACUCUUUCGACCCACAAGGCUCGUUCAAGCGGACAGCGUGUCUCGCUGCAGGUGCCGCGUCCCUCCUGGUCCAGCCUUAUAUAGAUCAUCAGAUCUUCUACAAGAGCCAAGCUGCAACACCGGCUGCUCUGUCGCAGACGGAUCUGGCUCUCCCGCGGGUGCUGUCCCUCGUGGUCGAGGCGUUUACGGCAGCUGACGCUCGUCAUGCUGAUAUUGGCGAUGCUCUAGAGGUCUUUGUGGUCCUGGCACGCGGCAGCUCUUCGCAGGGUCUCGAGACCGUGCACGGUGUCACAGAGCUCACCCGAAUCCCCGGGGGCGAGCGUAUCUUCGUUCUGAAGCGCAUUUUGAAACAUACAUGAGCAACUCCCAUCCAGGCAUUUUGUCAUUGUACGUUAUUUGUUGCACGUCAUCACUACUACAACUGUCCGGACACUCGACACAUUAUUGUAUGUAUAUUAUCCCCCUAGAGUAUUAUUGUUGGCUUUGGAUUUUUUUGCGAACAUUGUUGAAUGUAUCGAUUGUCCCGUGUUAUAUUCAGUGUCGCACGCGGAAAUAUUGUCGGAGGAAUCAGAUCAAAUAAGCGCCACGACACCAUCCAAAUUACCAAAGAAGGCAGGUCAUCAUCCCAAUAUCGAUAAUUUCCCGAGCAGGGUCGUUCAAUCUGCGCAUCGAACACCUAUCACGUGACUUUCUGUUUCAAUGAGACCUCUUUAUUUCACGUCAUGGCCCGGAUUUCCAUGGAAAAUCUGGACGGAAUAUUCAUCGGUUGCGUGAUUCUGACGACAGACAAUCCCAAAGUUAAUUUCGGAUGAGAUCGCAAGAAGUUUCUGUUUGGCGACGAAUUUCGCGCCGAUAAUCUUCCUUCAGGUCGGGUGCGUCG